Molecule: messenger RNA, 1512 nt
Organism: Aspergillus melleus
Lineage: Eukaryota; Fungi; Ascomycota; Eurotiomycetes; Eurotiales; Aspergillaceae
Gene: cox15
Product: cytochrome c oxidase assembly protein cox15
Exons: 2
Coding region: 1-1512 (503 amino acids)
Biological process (GO): heme A biosynthetic process
Cellular component (GO): mitochondrial inner membrane
Molecular function (GO): oxidoreductase activity, acting on NAD(P)H, heme protein as acceptor
Source: RefSeq, a predicted model, not a curated record
AUGGCCUCUCUGGGCGGCUCCGUGCCCUUCUUCCGGAGCUUUGCUCCCCGGCUUUCGAGGGAGUUCUUCACCUGUCGUCAAUGUCUAACACAAAGUCCGAGUUAUGCCGCCAAACCCGCCGCCUUUCGCAGGCAGUUCGGAGCUUUCUCCUUCACCCCGAACACCAACAACGUGAACUCCGCCGCUGCAUAUGCUAGGGCGAAGAAGGCUUUCCCCUCGACCUGGAAGAGAUCCGCCUCCGGGUCUGCGGCUGCGAGCGCGAUUGAGACCGGAACUCCGAAGUCUGGGUCCAGAUUUCCCGAUGUGAGCCACAAGUCGGUGGCUUACUGGCUGCUUGGAAGCGCGGCCAGUGUCUUUGGUAUCGUAGUGUUUGGUGGAUUGACGAGAUUAACGGAAUCAGGCUUGAGUAUCACAGAAUGGCGCCCCGUCACCGGAUCCCUCCCCCCCAUGAACGCAGACGACUGGGAAUCGGAAUUUGCAAAGUACCGCGACUCCCCCGAAUUCCAGCUCUUGAACCCGAAUAUGACCCUCUCCGAAUUCAAAUCGAUCUACUACAUGGAAUGGAUUCAUCGCCUGUGGGGCCGGUUCGUCGGUCUAUCGUUUGUGCUCCCCGCCGUUUACUUCGUCGCUCGGAAAAAGGUCAGCAAGCCCAUCGCGUUGCGUCUGGCUGGAAUUGCCGGCUUGAUCGGAUUCCAAGGGUUCCUCGGAUGGUGGAUGGUUAAAUCGGGAUUGAAGGAUGACCUCUUCGCACCCGGCAGUCACCCCCGUGUGAGCCAGUACCGUCUGACGGCGCACCUGGGCGCUGCCUUCGUUUGCUACGUCGCUAUGCUAUGGAACGGUCUUGCCAUCCUGCGGUCUCAUCGUCUUCUCGCGGACCCCGAGGCCGGUACCAAGCUGCUCGACUCGCUCCGUGACCCGAAACUGAAGGUCUUCCGUCGCUCGGUUGCCGGACUGGCCCUUCUCGUCUUCACGACGGUCAUCUCCGGUGCCCUGGUCGCUGGUCUCGACGCCGGUCUGAUCUACAACGAAUUCCCCUUCAUGGGCAAUGGCCUGGCUCCUCCCAAAUCGGAACUCUUCGACCAGCGGUACUCGCGUCUCGAGGAUAAAUCCGACCUCUGGUGGCGGAACAUGCUCGAGAACCCCUCCCUCGUGCAGCUGGACCACCGGAUUCUCGCCAUGACCACCUUCUCCAGCAUCAUGGGUCUGUGGGCCUACUCCAAGACGCCCGCCAUGAAGCGCCUUCUCCCUCCCGCUGCCAGGAAGGGCGUCCACGGCGUCGUCGCUUUCGCUUUCAUGCAAGUUGGCCUGGGCAUCUCGACCCUGCUCUACCUCGUCCCUACGCCUCUCGCUUCGGCCCACCAAGCUGGUAGCUUGUUCCUCCUUACCUGGGUUCUUGUCCUGGGAAGCCGCAUCUGGCGUCCUUCGCGGACGGCUAAGCUGCUGCAAAUGGCGGCCAAGGCCCGUGGCCAGGCUCUGUCGAAUGCGGCUGCCCAUGGACCUCGUCGGGUAUAA